Spirodela intermedia is the source of this 3204-nucleotide messenger RNA. The record is from the annotation of a GenBank genome assembly. Lineage: Eukaryota; Viridiplantae; Streptophyta; Magnoliopsida; Alismatales; Araceae.
AUGGAGGCCGGGGACGGAGGAGAAUCCCACAAGGUCAGGCUUCUAUCCUUUCUCCCUUCUCGGAGGGGUCACGCAUUUUUGUUUGUGAAUCGCGGGCUUUACUUCCUUCUGUUCCCGGUUUCUUUCCUUUUUGAUCACCGAGUUUCAAGCUGUCUUGAUAGAGGAUGUCUGGAGAGGAUCUAUGGAUUCCUCGUCUUGGUAGGGUCAGAGCAUCUGCCGUUAUCCCUAAUUCCCUUGUGUCACCUCCGGAAAGUUUUCUGAGUGAAGAAUGAGGGUCGCGGAGGUUUCGACCGGGUUGAACACCAUUCUUUCUUCAAUUUGAUCUGCGAUUCAGCGCCAUGCAGUCCACCGGUGUUCUCUUAUCAUUUGAGUACUAGUUCAUGCCUUGAGGUACAUGAUGCCGAUUUCCAUGCGUUGAUUCUGGAUACUAUUCUGCAUCCCCGUUUGAAGAACGCGCGUUGACUCUGGUUUUCUUCCUUGACGAUGAUCAUUUUUACAAUAUUAGACCUAUGAAGAAGGCUCUGGGAUGUAUAUUUGGAAGAAGGCUUGAAAUGGGGGCAGGGGAGGCAAAUAGACAAACCCCAUGUUCACACAGACAUCAUGUCUGAAUAGUGAAGAGGUCUCCAAUGUGAACAGCCCAACCCUGCGUGUGCUUAACCCUGGAAGGAACACGACGUCUGCUCGGUUGAUAUUUGGGUUCCUAUAUCGAGAGUUGACCAAAUCGCCCUAUACCUAACCACUGUUUAAAAGCCCUCUUUCAAUCUUUCUAGUCAUCGCUCCUUCCAUCUUGCCCAUAGCUUUCCCAGAAGAAGUUAAUGGGAGCAAGAAGCUACAACUGCUUUCACCAGGUGUCGUUUGAUGCAUAUGAUGGGUACCCAUUUGUUCUGUGCUUCAAUGUACAAAAUACACCUCCCUCUUGUUGUCUAGUUGACUCUGAUUUUUCUCUGUCAUGAGAAUUAUAUUUAAUAUGGCUUUUCUGCAUAUCAAUGUUUCUAUUUUUGUAUACUUGCAUUAAUCUGCAGUAUAAUCCUAUUUAAGAGGGGUCGUCUUAUGAAGAAAUUACUCGAAUUUCUUUUGGUGUCUCCAAGCGAAGGACUGCUUUAACAAAUGAUCCGAUUUCUAGCACCCUUCCCCCUUCUGUCCACUUUCUCUCACUAGAUCUUGUUGUGAGGCCUUUCCUCUUUCAGAGCAAGCGCUUACGCUCCAAAAGCCCAAUGGUUUCAGAUUUUUGCCAGUCUUAGUACAUUUUUCUGCAGGAUGAACGGUUCUCAUAUCUUUGAGGACCCAUCCAGAGUAUCAGCAGCUUUGUGCUGAGAUGGAUGAGGGCCACUGACUGGUUGACUCUAGUUUAACUUUUUUUCUUUGUCCGAACCUAAUGUCUUCCCUAGGAACUGCUCAAAGACGUUGCGUUCUGGCAUUGAACUUUGUUGCAUCCUAGGAUAUAUCCGGAGCUUGGAACCAUCAUCUUAUGCCAUUACUCCUUAUUAUAUUAUACCCUUGUGAACGAUCCAGUGCAUUUGAUGGUUAACCCAGUUGCUUAUUUGAGCGUGAAAUGAGUGACAUACUAGUCUAUUCUUAUGAACAGAUCUUCAGCAGCCCAUCAUAUAACCCUAAGAUUUUUCCCUCUUCCAUUUAACUCCCCUUUGAGCUUCGCCUCCCUAUGCUGUUUCUGGUAUCAGAUUCAAGACUAUCGAAAUUUUCUACCUUUUUUCUAUUUUAAUUUUUUGUAGAAUUACUCCCUAAAUUCUCUCUCUUUCUCUCUCUCUCUCUCUCUCUCUCUCUCUCUCUCUCUCACACACACACACACACACACACACACACACACAUUGCUUCACUCCUCCCUCCCUCUCCAGGAAUUUAGUUAUGCAUGUUGGGUCAGUUUCUUGAUUUUUAUUUUUUUUAUUGUGCAACUCAAUUACACAGUUUUAUUCACGAAUCGACUUCUUCAUUACCUUCAUGGACUCACAUUGUAUUACUAUUAUUAUGGUUAUUAAUGUGUAAAUAUGAAUAUAUUAAGCAUGAAGUAUAUGCGCGUAUUAUUAAACUCGAUCUACUCACUUUUUAUCAUAUAUUUUCAAAUAUGGUCAUCUUGAGCUAUCUCUAAAUCCUUGACGGGCUAUCAUGGUUGAAACCCUCCAUAAACAAGGUUUCUAACCACUGCAACAAUGCAUCCAAGAUCCACCGGGCCUUCUCUUCGGGCUGGGCCAGGUUGAUCAAGUCCUCCCACAUCCCAGGAUUAAACUCUCCUGUAUGUAGUUGCGAUGAAUUGACAAACUCGGGAUUGAUUAUGCUGAUGAUGAAGUGUUUAUUUUCCCACUAUUUAUUUAAACUUUAUCUGUGAAAAAAUAAAAUAAAAUAAAAUAAAAUAAUAUAUGUGUAUAUAUUAAUUAGAUGGCGUGAAUUUUCCCAUUCUUGAAAUUUGCUUCAUCAGCCAGUUCCCUGUACUUGCAGGAUUAUUACAAGAUCUUGGAGAUUGAUUACGAUGCCACAGAUGAGGAUAUCAGGUUGAGUUACCGCAGACUUGCAUUGGUAAGUGGCUUCAUUUGAUCUCGUAGGAUGUGUUUAUGUACUCUCUUUCCCUGGCUUCCACAAAGCAUGGGUGGUUUCCAUGCGGGAGUACCAAUGGAGAUCGGGCAAGUCUGCUCCUCCCGGCCCGAUCUUUUGUAUAAUCGGGCCUCAUAACCAAGCAUCAACCGGAAAUUCGGCCCGGCCCCAUGAUUUCUCUUGCCUCCUCUCUCUCUCUCUCUUUCGUUAUGCAAUGAUUCUCAUUGUCUCCAUGUUCUUUGCCCAGAAGUGGCACCCGGACAAGCACAAGGGUGACCGUGAUGUCACAGCAAGGUUCCAGGAGAUUAAUGAAGCUUACAAAGGUACAAGCUUGGCUUCCGAGUAUGGAUGAUAUCCCUACCUGGAUGGUAUUCCCAAUUGCUGAUGCUUCCUCAUAUUUAUUUGGCUCUGCAGUGUUGAGUGACCCAGAUAAACGGAUUGAUUAUGACUUCAGUGGUAGUUAUGAGAUUAACAGAUACACUUUGCGGGUGAGGAUCUCAUCCCCGUUUAGAUCUUUUUUUUCCUUUUUUUUUUUUGUUCUUCGAGAUCAAUGAGUGUUCUUCUUUAAUCUGCCUGCCUCUCCAGGAGUAUCUCUCCAGAUUCAAAGGGAUGAUCCUCACUUGCAACGGACUCGGCAUCAAUUCCUGCCCAAAAUGGUAA